AUGAAUUCUGCUCUUCAAAACGCGUCCUCAUCUGGCGGCAAGUCGCUCAAUAUCUCCUCGCAUUCUCCUCUUCAGCAGCAGAAUCAAAGUCCUUCUCCAAGCUUCGAGUCAGGCUCACGACGCUUUGCGGGUCAUUCUCUCCCAGUCAACGCGUCUCCCCGAAACACUCAAGGUCACAAGAAGCAGCACAAGAACUCGAGGAAACCGAGGCUCGCGGAUGAGGAUGCUAUGGCGGAAUCCGGAGUCAUGAGAAAUGCCAACAGCCGUCGGGGGCAGACCUCGAUCACUCACCUAAUGAACAUCACCCUUCCUCCUCGACCACAAGACUAUCGUAACAACAUUGCCAGAGGAUCAAGGAGGGGUAACAUCUAUGGAAUUGGAUCAGGUCAUCAUUCUAGUGAUAAGGCGAGGUACAUUCAUGCCAACUACAGGUUCAUCGUCAAACCCAACGGAGAUUAUAAGCAGCAAGCAAUCAACGCUGAUCAACAUCUCGAUUGGAAUGACGUUCUGCAGAUUCUUGCAUCGUCAGUAUCACAGGAAGCGUCGUGUCCCAUCUGCCUCUCCCAUCCUGUCGCUCCACGAAUGGCAAAGUGCGGUCAUAUCUUCUGCCUUCCUUGUCUCAUUCGUUACAUGCACUCCUCCGACGAUACCAACCCGAUACCUGAGAAGAAAGCGCGGUGGAAGAAAUGCCCCAUCUGCUGGGAUUCGGUAUACAUUUCCGAGACUAGACCCGUGAGGUGGUACACUGGACAAGAGAGCCCCGCCCCACGGGAAGGUGACGAUGUGGUAUUGCGAUUGGUAAUGCGCCAGCCUGGGAGUACUCUCGCCUUACCUCGGGAUGGAGCCGAAGCCCUGCCGAAAUCAGAAGAUAUACCCUGGUACUUUGCUGCGGAAGUUACAGAUUAUGCCAGAAUUAUGAAGGGCAGUGAAGAGUACAUGUUGGAACAGUACGAUGAGGAAAUACAAGAUCUCCAGCGACAGGAAAAUGAGGACGAGUUGAUGUUUGGUGAAGAGCCGGAAUGGACGAGGAAGGCGGUCAACGCAGUUAGAGAAGCUAAGGAGAAGGUCGAGGGCAUUGGCAAUCCACCCGCAGUGGCAAAACAACCGGCAGAAAAGAAGCCCAAGAAACUACCAAUUCAGUUUACUGUGAUGGACGAAAACGCCCCGGAGAUGUACUUUGUUCAAAAAGCCUCAAAUUCCGGCUUGAACCUUGCCAACGGUACGCCUGCAUUGGAGACUGCUCAGACGAAUGAUGAGUCUUUGGGUCUUCCAAUCAUUCAGCCACAAGCGAUCCCUGCCCACCACGAGACGAAAAUUGCUCGAGUUGGCCACAGUGAGGCGCAUCAUCCCGAUGCACCUUAUUACUUCUACCAGGCUCUUCUCCAUUACUAUCUGGCUCCUCUCGACAUCCGAAUUUUGAAGUCUGCAUUCGGCAACUUCGCCUCAUUCCCUUCUACGCUCCUCCCACGCGUUGAGCGCGUAUCCACUGGCCAUAUCAUGGAUUAUGACUUACGAAAGCGAACGAAAUAUCUUUCACAUCUUCCAGACGGCUGUGAAGUUGGAUUUCUUGAGUGUAAUUGGACAGAUGUGGUCAGCCCUGAGAUCUUGAUUCAAUUCAAGGAUGAGAUCGAGAAGAGAAGAAAACGCAAUCGGGACAAGGAAAGUCGUGAGGAGCGAGAUAGAGUUCGUGCAGAGAAAGCCGAGGAUGAUGCUCGCUGGGCAAAUGCUAGGAGGAAACGACCAAGCAUAACCGCGGAGACCUUCUCUUCGCAAGACUUCGUCGAUAUCGCAUCAACUUCGCUUGAUGCGAGCAAUGCGUCGCCUCCUUGGCCUACCCGCCAAGGAUCCUCGUUUGGACCAUUGGCAUCACCAUCUACAAGUCCAACUGCACCAAGGACAGUAUGGGGUACUGCAUUGGUCGCCCCAGCAUCUCCAGAGACUCACGCCCAGCGUGUGGAGCAAGAUGGCGAUGAUGGCUGGCUGUCUUCCUGGGAGCAGGAGCUGCGGGCGGAGAAUGCCCAGAACGAUCUGAUCGCACAGGUCCAGGCUGCUUCUCUGAACGGGCCAGAGACUCCGAAAGCUGGAGGUCAAGGAAAGGGGAAGAAGAAGAAGAAGAUCACGUUAAUGAGCACCACUGCGAGACGAGCUGCUUGAUUUGUCGUUACUUGCAUUUGUACAUAGCGGGUGGAUUUGGUCCGGCGUUUGAGUUGCAGAUACCGAGUUGUAGAUUCACAAUACAGAAGGAAAACUUUGCAUAUGCCCUCAAUACUAUCUGCGGCGACAAAGUCCGAUAUGUCGAUCGGCCUAUUCUAUUAAAAAUCGUGUCUGCUGCCCUUUCGAUACCCUAUCGAACCUGACGUGCGAAUCUGGCCGUGCAGGUAAUGGUUACAGAUUAGAGCUGGCCGCGUCUAAAUAUCCCAUGCAAAGACGAAAAUUAAAAUAACGAGCCUUACCAACCAUGCACCGCCUCCAGAAAUCUCCAAUGCGCAAAUACAAUUGUACAAAUUCGGCCGGCUAGAUAGAACCUUCGCCCUCGCUAACAUUAUUGCCACCGGAACACAACCACCUCACUUUCCCAGUAUACUCUAAGAGGCCACGGCAAAUUUACUCUUCUUCCUCAACCUCGCCCCAAAGAUAAAAAUCACAAAGACACCCAAAAUACAACAAGUCGUCAGCCCACCCAAGAGACUGACACCACCAGCAAUGCCCAGAUUGAGAAACAUCGGGCGCGCAUAUUGGAUAGAUCCAGCCGCGAACAUCGAUCUCGCGAAAUCAUUGGCGGCGAAGAGACUUCCUGCGUAUUUUGGGUAUGUGAACGGGAGAUAGAUGAACAAUGACUGCAUGACGAGGGAGAUGCCGCAGACGCUGACUGCGAUACCGAUCAUGCUGGCUAUCCAGUGGACAGAAUGACGGGCGGUCCAAGCUUGUUCCAUCCCAUAGGAAUAAAGAACGUCCCGAGCAGACUCGGCUGGAUGCGAUAUUCAGGCGGGACAUUCCAGAAUCCGACUUUGGCCAUAUGCGGGUCGCCGAUAUAAAUGAAGAAGAGGCAGUAUAGUGUACAGCCAACAAUCAGGCCAACGAGUACGGAUAAGAAAGAGAGGCCCAGUUCUCCGAGAUUGAAGCCGUAGAUCUCAACGUAGACGAGAGGGAAUGAUUCACUUUGGCACAUUAGCGGAGUCGGGGUGUCGCAGAAAGAACGAGAACCUACAAGAACGAAUAGAAAAUUCCAUACACGAGCGCAGUAUACACCGUCGUGAACAGUACAGCUGGAUCCAGGAUGUUGAUCUCCCACGGUUUGAUCAGCGCAUCGAUUGUGAUUUGGCGAGAGUUCAUGGCCGCUUGCUUGAUCUCCGAAUCGGACUUCAAAUCUGUCCGACCUGUAAGUUUUCUCAGUCUUUGGGCACGAUGGAGGAGGAUCGUGUCGGAUGAUGUCUCAGGAAGAGCAAUGAGCAUGACGAGGAGCAUGGGGCCGGAGAUCCAGAGAAGUUCCCAGGCACUCCAGCGCCAGUCCUUGGCUUGGACGGCGAAGCCUGCGAUGAGUGGACCGAGACACUGUUCUCAUUAGUC
This is a messenger RNA of Cadophora gregata, 3567 nucleotides long. RefSeq lists its product as uncharacterized. The record is from RefSeq and is a predicted model, not a curated record. Bases 1 to 2154 code for a protein of 717 amino acids. Gene Ontology annotation, biological process: positive regulation of transcription by RNA polymerase II. Gene Ontology annotation, molecular function: transcription cis-regulatory region binding; metal ion binding. NCBI's taxonomy places the organism in Eukaryota, Fungi, Ascomycota, Leotiomycetes, Helotiales, Ploettnerulaceae. The transcript is spliced from 5 exons.